Molecule: messenger RNA, 1644 nt
Organism: Symbiodinium sp. CCMP2592
Lineage: Eukaryota; Dinophyceae; Suessiales; Symbiodiniaceae
Source: the annotation of a GenBank genome assembly
AUGGGUGACGACAUUGGGCAUGAGUGCGGAUUCGCCAUGCUUCGACUGCUGAAGCCACCAGAGUAUUAUCUUGAGAAGUAUGGCACGCACUUUUUUGGCCUCAACCGCAUGCACCUGCUCAUGGAGAAGCAGCGAAAUCGUGGCCAGGAUGGAGCUGGCGUCGCAAACGUCAAGUUGGACAUGCCUCCAGGGACCAGGUACAUCCACUGCGAGAAGUCCAUCGCUGCGGACCCCAUUGGAGACCUCUUCGGGCGCGUGGAGAAGCAGGCCACAGCAAUGCUGCAGAAAGCCCCGACUGAUGCGCGCAUCCCCAGCGGCCCCAACGGGAAGGAGCAGGUCGACCCGAGGUGGGUCAAGGACAACAUCCCUUUCUGCGGUGAAGCCUACCUGGCCCAUGUCCGCUACGGCACCGACUCCGAAAACAGCCUCGACAGGUGCCACCCGGUCACGCGUGAGAGCAAUUGGAUGACCCGAAACCUUAUCCUUGCCGGAAAUUUCAACAUCACGAACAAUGAGGAUCUCUUCGGGAGCCUCGUCCAACUUGGCCAGCAUCCCCGUGAGCUCUCCGACACCGUUAUGCUGCUGGAGAAGAUCGGCCACUUCGUGGACAAGGAGAACAAUGACCUCUACGUGAAGUACUCGGCUGCCGGUCACAGCCCGCAGACCUGCUUCAGUCUCAUUGCCGAGAACAUCAACAUCGCCAGGAUCCUGCGCAGGGCCUCCGGGCUCUGGGAUGGUGGUUACUGCAUUGCCGGACUGCUUGGCCACGGCGAUGCCUUCGUGAUGCGUGACCCCAGUGGAAUCCGCCCAGCUUUCUACUAUGCCGACGACGACUUCAUCACGGUUUGCUCGGAAGCGCCGCUGAUCCAGACCGUCUUCGGUGUGCAGGAGGACAAGGUGCAUCCGCUUCCUCCGGGACAAGCGCUUUGCAUCAAGAGGAGCGGUGCCUGGUCACUGGAGCAGAUCCUGGUCCCCCUUGCUCUGAAGCAGUGCUCUUUCGAGCGCAUCUACUUCUCACGGGGCAACGAUGCGGGAGUUUAUCGCGAGCGUGAGGAGCUGGGCCGCCUGCUAUUGCCUCCGCUGCUGAAGUUGCUGAAGGGCAACAGCCUGUCACUGGCGAACACCGUGCUCAGCUUCAUCCCAAACACCUCCGAGUUGGCUUUCCUUGGCCUGGCCAAGCAGGCUCAGGACCACUUGGAUCGCGAGAAAGCUGAGCUGGUCAAGGCAAUGGGCCAAAAUGGCAGCGCCGUGAAAAUAGACGAGGCGAAGCUUCACGAAUUGCUGAGCGCCAAGGUGCGCACAGAGAAGGUGGUGCACAAGGAUGCGAAGAUCCGCACCUUUAUCCAAGAGGAUUCAUCCCGUGAGCACCUCACGAUGCACGCCUACGACAUCCACUACGGCACGGUGCGACGGGGCCAGGAUGCCGUGGUCGCCUUGGACGACUCUAUCGUCCGCGGCAACACCUUGAAGAACGCCAUCCUCAGGACCCUGGACAAGAUGGGACCCACACAGAUCGUUGUUGUGUCGAGCUGCCCUCAGAUUCGAUACCCGGACGUCUACGGCAUUGACAUGGCCAAGUUGGGAGAUUUGGCGGCUUUCAAAGCGGCAGACGCCUCACGGGCGGGAGGUGUAAGGGAGGUGUAG